UUGGAAAUAAACAGCGAUAAAAACAAACGAAAGUGCGAUACUGGAUUAUCUACGACUUGUGUGUACACACCACUUUAAGUUGUAAUCCUGCAUUUUAAUUAGGUGAACGAUGAAUAAAUGCAUUAAAAUUGGGUUGCACUAACUAUUUACCAUCUGCAAUCAGACACAGCACUACCUUUAUAUAUUGUAUACAUACUUAUAAGAACGUAAACAACAAAAACAUAUGAGAUUCUAAUCAUGGUGGACGAGGCUAGGCUUCAGGAUGAACUAGGACCGUCUCCCCGUGUGUUUCUAGUGGAAUAUACAAACAAGACACAGACAUACAGUGAAAAUAUAUUUCAGGUUGAUGUACAAAACUUGGAGGAGAUUAGAAAUGUCCUCAAGGCAGCUCGUACUCUUGGUUUGCGGGUGAGAGCUGUAGGAGGCGGAUAUAAUCCCAUUGCUUUGUGCCCAGACAGAGGCCAGAUACAAUUGAGACUCCAUGAUUUAAAGCGAUUUGAUGGACCCCGAUUGGAGCUUCACGAGGGUUUUGACAAGUUUGGGUUCCGCACGAUGACUGUAGCGUCUGGGGUCAGUCAAGAAGACAUGAUGGACUUCUUUCUAAAUCACAAGCUUUAUCUCCCAGGCACCAGUAAGCAGUCAUCACUCCAAGCCAUGGACCUCAUCACAACACCUCAGCACGCUAGCUUCCCUGGGCAUAAAUGUGCAUCUGCAUACGCGAGCCAAAUUCGCUUCGUAGAUAGUGGCGGAAGGCUGAGGGUAAUAUCAGAUGAAAACCCAGAUGCAAUGAGCUUCAUGAGGUGCAACCUAGGGUUAAGUGGGUUGAUCUACGAUAUUACGUUUAGAUUGCGACCAUUGAUACACGUGGAGGUAAAUGAUGCAUUCGAUGAUGUAGAAUCAGUGCUAUUGGAUACGAAUGCGCUGAAGUCGACACUGGCUGAGGGAAUGGCUACAGAGAUCUACUGGUUCCCAUACAACUCGUGCCAUUUCGGGAAGGAUUGGGAACCAGAGGACGACAAGGUAUGGGUUAAAUCCAUCUUACCCGCACAAUCAACUGAAGAAUUAACUGAGAGACAAUUGGAUUUUGAACAAACAUUUACGUUUUAUCCUGAUCAAUUCUCACAGCUGACUCCAGAGGUUCUUGUGGGGGCUACACGCAGGGGCGCCAUGAUGACGUCACGGAUGCUUGACUGCAGGGGAGAAACCACACAGAAAGUUACCGAUGCUAUCUAUUCGUGGCCAGAAAAACAUCCAUUUCCUUCUCAUAGCUUUGGCUUUAGCUUUCCAUUAGAUGAGGACUUAGAUAUUGUCAAGGAUGUUAUUAAAAUGCUAUGUACACAGUUGAAGAGAUUUAACAAGCAGAAUAAGUACCCUAUAAACCUAAUGAUCCAAGUUCAGUUCUCGGGAGGGUGCGAGUCAUUCCUAGGCCCAGUGACUGGAAAUGGGGGAAAGGCACUUCAUGUGUAUUUGUUGAGUAUACUAGGUACAGAGGGUUGGGAUGAAUUCACUGGAGCACUAGCUGCCGACUGGAUGCAUGUGACAUCAGCUAGGCCAUGUUGGGAUACAGAAUGGUCCACUGUUCCAAAUAUGCGGACAUUCUUACUCAAGAAUAUGAAGAAGGAGCUUACAAAGUUUAAGACUGCAAGAAAAGAACUUGAAAUAGACCGACACAACCUUUUUAUGAACAAUUCAAUACAACAACUCUUAUAUGCAGAAUCCUAAUUGCAGGAGACAUAUGCUAAAUUAAUGUAAAUUAAUAUGUAGACUAUGUACGUUGUGGACUAUGUAAAUGUUUGAUAUUUGCUCAUCAGAGUAGGUUCAAUUUGGUGGAUUUGUGUGGGUCCUGAUGCAAUCGGAUACCAGCUCUGUCUCAUUAUCAUCCAAAGAAAGGGGUAACUCAUCAUUAUCCCAGCAUUUCAAUGAUAAUACAGGAAUAUUUAAGGCCAAAAUAUCAAAAAGUAUAGCCUACAAUUUUGCAGAUUAAAGUUCAGAUAUUAAUACAGAAAAGCAUCAAGUUAAACAAUAUGCAUUUACAUAAAACAUAAUGAAUAUAAUAUAUUUUAUUGGCUCAUAAAGUUAAACUAUACAUUAUUAAGAAAUGUGUAGUCAUAAUAAAUAUUAUAUAAUCUAUAA
This is a messenger RNA of Owenia fusiformis, 2133 nucleotides long. The record is from the annotation of a GenBank genome assembly. NCBI's taxonomy places the organism in Eukaryota, Metazoa, Annelida, Polychaeta, Sabellida, Oweniidae.